Messenger RNA from Rhizophagus irregularis DAOM 181602=DAOM 197198, 857 nucleotides. Its product is annotated as iron-binding protein. Lineage: Eukaryota; Fungi; Glomeromycota; Glomeromycetes; Glomerales; Glomeraceae. Gene Ontology annotation, biological process: intracellular iron ion homeostasis; iron-sulfur cluster assembly. Gene Ontology annotation, cellular component: mitochondrial matrix; cytoplasm. The record is from RefSeq and is a predicted model, not a curated record. Gene Ontology annotation, molecular function: 2 iron, 2 sulfur cluster binding; ferrous iron binding.
AUUUUUUUUCCGUUUUUUUUUUCUUCAAAAUUUUUUUUUCUAUUCCACCAAAACUUAUUCUUUUCCUUCUAAGUAAAUAAAAUUAUAAAACAUGUUGCGUUCAAUCUUAGCACGAAACUUUGGUUUGAUAUCUCAAACUACAACUCGUGCAAGCACUCGUCCUAUAGCAUUUAAUCUUUCACGUUCAUACCAUGAAAAGGUUAUUGAUCAUUAUGAACGUCCUCGUAAUGUUGGAUCAUUACCAAGAACAGAUUCCGAUGUAGGAACUGGACUAGUUGGUGCACCAGCAUGUGGUGAUGUUAUGAAACUUCAAAUUCGAGUUGAUGAACGAACUAAUAAAAUUGUAGACGUUAAAUUUAAGACGUUUGGAUGUGGUUCCGCGAUUGCUUCUUCAAGUUAUAUGACAGAACGUGUACGAGGGAUGUCUUUAGACGAAGCCUCAAAAAUUAAAAACACUGAAAUUGCAAAAGAGUUGAGCCUACCACCUGUCAAACUUCAUUGUUCAAUGCUCGCAGAAGAUGCUAUUAAAUCUGCUAUUAAAGAUUAUAAGAGUAAACGUAGUGCAUUAUCAGCGCCAAAUGUCAAUAAUAUUAGUCAACAAUCUUCAACACAGGCUACUGCAUAAUUAUGAAAUUUAUCGUACCAGGUUAUCCGUAAUAAGUUGCUAUGAAAUCAGUGUUUUCUUAUUAAUAUGAGAGAAUAUUAUAAACUUUUUUUUGCUACUAUCUAUUUGAUAUUAGUUGAGCUUUGUAUAUAAAAUUAUUUCUUAAUCACUAUUUCCUUUUUAUUUCAUGACGUAAAUGAUAUAUAUAUUAAAAUGAUUUUUUAUUUGAAUAACUAUUAUAAGGAAUAUAUAU